Molecule: messenger RNA, 1007 nt
Organism: Polistes dominula (European paper wasp)
Lineage: Eukaryota; Metazoa; Arthropoda; Insecta; Hymenoptera; Vespidae
Gene: Pglym78
Product: phosphoglyceromutase 78
Biological process (GO): glycolytic process
Molecular function (GO): intramolecular phosphotransferase activity
Source: RefSeq, a predicted model, not a curated record
GGAUUUAAGUACAGACAGUAAAGAAAGUAUAGUUGAGAAUAGCGCCUCAUAGAAGAGUUCUAACUUUGAUCGUGUCAAUUUUCAUAUUCUUCGAAUUUAUUAAUUAAAAAUAUGUCUAAGUAUAAGAUUGUUAUGGUUCGCCAUGGCGAGAGCGAAUGGAACAAAUUAAAUCUGUUUUGUGGAUGGUACGAUGCUAAUUUAUCUGAUAAAGGUAAAUCGGAAGCUGUGUCAGCUGGAAAAGCCGUUAAAGAAGCAGGUCUUACUUUUGAUGUCGCUCAUACAUCCGUCUUGACAAGAGCUCAAGAAACUUUGAAAUCUAUUUUGAAAGAAAUCAAUCAAGAAGAUAUUCCUAUUUUGAAAACAUGGCGAUUAAAUGAGCGUCAUUAUGGUGGUCUCACCGGUAUGAACAAAGCAGAAACAGCAGCUAAAUAUGGAGAGGAACAAGUACAAAUUUGGAGAAGAUCUUUCGAUGUACCACCACCUCCAAUGGAACCUGAUCAUAAAUAUUAUGAAACGAUAACUAAGGAUGCUAGAUAUGCUAGCGAACCUAAGCCUGAGGAAUUUCCUAAAUUUGAAUCCUUAAAAUUAACCAUAGAAAGGACUCUGCCUUAUUGGAAUAAUGUUAUCAUACCACAAUUGAAAGAAGGAAAGAAAAUCAUCAUUGCUGCACAUGGAAACAGUUUGCGAGGAAUAGUCAAGCAUCUUGAUGAAAUGUCAAACGAUCAAAUUAUGGGAUUAAAUCUACCGACUGGUAUUCCUUUUGUAUAUGAGCUGGAUGAAAAUUUCAAACCAGUUGUCUCUAUGAAAUUUUUGGGCGAUGAAGAAACUGUCAAAGCAGCGAUGGCUGCUGUCGCUGCACAAGGAAAAGCAAAAUAAAGUUUUAAAGAUAAACCUUCUACAGUAUCAAUUUUUAGUCAGAUAAUGUAUAAAAUCUAAGAUCGCAAAUAAUUUCUAAUAUUGGUUUAAGAAAAUAUAAUUAGAUAAAGAAACGAACAAAAUUAUAAAUA